GCCCCUGGCGCUGCGCUGCGCUUGUCGCCGCCGCUGUCCUCGGCAUGUCCCUGAGCGGCGCUCCGGCUGCCAGUGGGAGCUCGUAGGAGGCGGGCUGGGGAAGUCCUCGCCUUGCCGUGCGUUUCGCGUACCUCGGGGAUGGAGGGCGCCUGAGCCGGGCGCCGAGCGUGAGGAGAGCGUGUUGUGCAGGGGGCAGCAGCCGGCUCGGAAAGUCAGUCAAGUCAAUCGGGCAGGCAGGCGAGGAGGCAGCCACCCCGCCAUGGAAGCGCAGCCGGCAGCGGCCCCCGCGGCAGCGGCCCCGGUAGCGGCGGCCCCCGGCCCCGGCGCGGCACCCUCGGAGCCUGCCAAGGAUACGGACCGGCAGCUGCGCCUUCGGCUCUGCGUCCUCAACGAGAUCCUGGGCACGGAGAGGGACUACGUGUGCACCCUGCGCUUCUUGCAGUCGGCGUUUCUCCACCGAAUUAGACAGAGCGCUGUGGACAAAGCUGAAAAAUACAUAACAGAGGACAACAUCAAGAUUUUAUUUUCCAACAUAGAAGAUAUACUUGAUGUUCACAAGGACUUCCUGAAAGCUCUGGAAUAUUGUUUGCAUCCAGAACCUCAGUCUCAGCAUGAACUGGGAGAAGUUUUCUUAAAAUUUAAAGACAAGUUCUUUGUAUAUGAGGAAUAUUGCAGCAACCAUGAAAAAGCACUCAGACUCUUGAUGGAACUGAACAAGAUCCCACCUGUGAGAGCAUUCCUAUUGAGCUGCAUGCUUUUGGGAGGCAGAAAGACGACAGACAUUCCACUUGAGGGUUAUCUUCUAACUCCAAUCCAGAGGAUUUGCAAAUACCCACUGCUCCUGAAGGAGCUCGCCAAGAGGACACCCAGUAAACAUGCUGAUUAUCAGGCAGUGCAGAACGCAUUACAGGCAAUGAAAGCAGUGUGCACCAAUAUCAAUGAGACCAAGAGGCAGAUGGAGAAGCUGGAAGCCCUUGAGCAGCUGCAGUCUCACAUUGAAGGAUGGGAGGGAUCCAACUUGACAGACAUCUGCACCCAUCUCUUGCUCCAAGGCACCUUGUUAAAAAUCUCAGCAGGAAACAUCCAGGAGAGAACCUUCUUUCUCUUUGAUAACCUCCUUGUUUACUGCAAGCGGAAAUCCAGAGUUGCUGGGAAAAAGACAUCCAAACGCACAAAGUCCAUCAAUGGCUCCCUCUACAUCUUCAGGGGCCGAAUAAACACAGAAGUCAUGGAGGUUGAGAAUGUGGAAGAUGGGACAGCCGAUUACCACAGCAAUGGUUACACGGUGACAAAUGGCUGGAAGAUACACAACACUGCCAAAAACAAAUGGUUCGUCUGUAUGGCCAAGACAGCAGAGGACAAACAGAAAUGGCUGGAUGCUAUCAUCAAGGAAAGGGAACAGAGAGAGAGUCUGAAGUUGGGCAUGGAGAGGGAUGCGUACGUCAUGAUCGCCGAGAAAGGGGAGAAGCUGUAUCACAUGAUGAUGAACAAGAAAGUGAGCCUUAUCAAAGACAGGAGAAGAAAAUUAAGCACUGUUCCCAAGUGCUUUCUUGGCAACGAGUUUGUAUCUUGGCUCAUAGAAAUGGGGGAGAUAAGCAAACCGGAAGAAGGGGUCAACCUGGGACAAGCUCUGCUGGAGAACGGCAUCAUUCAUCAUGUUUCAGAUAAGCACCAGUUCAAGAAUGAGCAGGUGAUGUACAGGUUUCGCUACGAUGAUGGGACUUACAAGCCAAGGAGCGAAUUGGAAGACAUCAUGUCCAAGGGUGUGAGGCUCUACUGCCGCCUCCACAGUCUUUACACUCCGGUGAUAAAAGACCGAGACUACCACUUGAAGACCUACAAGUCAGUGAUCCCAGCAAGUAAGCUGGUGGACUGGCUGAUUGCUCAGGGAGACUGUCAGACGAGGGAGGAAGCUGUUGCGCUGGGCGUUGGAUUCUGCAACAAUGGCUUCAUGCACCAUGUUCUGGAGAAGAGCGAAUUCAAAGACGAGUCUCAGUAUUUCCGCUUUCAUGCAGAUGAGGAGAUGGAAGGUACAAGUUCUAAGAGCAAGCCAUUGCGAAAUGACUUCAAGCUGAUUGAAAACAUCUUAGCUAAAAGCUUGUUGGUUUUGCCAGAAGAGGAUGACUAUGGCUUCGACAUAGAAGACAAGAACAAAGCCAUUGUGGUGAAGUCUGUUCGUCGAGGGUCACAUGCAGAGAUGGCUGGGUUGCAGGUUGGGCGGAAGAUUUAUUCCAUGAAUGAGGAUCUGGUGUUCCUGCGUCCAUUUCAAGAGGUGGAGACGAUAUUGAACCAGUCUUUCUGCUCUCGGAGACCUCUUCGGCUUCUUGUGGCAAUCAAGGCAAAAGAGAUUAUCAAAAUCCCAGAUUGCAGCGAAAAGCUGUGCUUCCAGAUUCGGGGAGCUGCACCACCAUAUGUUCAUGCUGUGGGGAGAGGAUCAGAUGCAAGUGCUGUGGGGCUUCACCCAGGACAGUGUGUCUUGAAAGUGAGCGGGAAUAACAUGAUGAAUGAAAAUUACACUGAGGUUCUGGAGCACUUUGCGGCAUACAGGAACAGGCAGCAGGAAUAUCUGGGUUUUUAUCAAUGGGUGUACCGAACACAUGAAGACGCAGAAGAGGACAGAGCUCGGCAGUCAGCUUCCAACUCAUACCUGAAUGGAAGUCAUUCUGAAUCUUGUAAAGGAGAUCUCUCAAUCGAGGAAAAUGAUCCCCUUAAUGACAGCCAGCAAGACGAAGAAUUGGCCCUUCAGACUUUUGACUCCCCGUUAAUCAUCAGAGAAGACACUUCUCUUAUUAGCCUAACGGUGGACAAUGUUCACCUGGAACAUGGCGUCGUGUAUGAAUACGUCAGCACUGCUGGAAUCAGGAGUUUUGUCCUGGAGAAGAUCAUUGAACCCAAGGGGUCCUUCAACCUCACAGCAAAGAUUUUGGAGACCUUUGCUACAGAUGACAGCUUCUUUGUGAAGAACUGCAGAAGGCUUAUGUCCCUCAGCAAUGCUGUGGUCACCAUGCCACAAUAUGAGUGCCGGCAGAUUUGUGACACAAAGUUGGAGAGCAUCAGCAGAAGGGUUGCCAGCUAUCAAGGGUUCGCAGAUGAGUUGAAAACCAAGGUGAGCCCACCCUUCAAACGAGCCACAACGGAACUUCACCCUCUGAGCAGCAUGGAUUUCUGCCCCACCAACUGCCACAUUAACCUCAUGGAAGUGUCGUAUCCCAAAAACACUACCUCGGUGGCUAGGUCGUUCAGCAUUCGCAUCGGACGGAAGCCUUCUAUUAUUGGCCUAGAUCCAGAACAAGGAAGCUUAAAUCCAGUCUCGUAUACUCAGCACUGCAUAGCCAGCAUGGCUGCACCGUCAUGGAGAUGCUUGGCGCCAGAAAAUGGGGACCUCAACCCACAUGGACAAUACGAUGGUUGCUAUGGCCAAGAGAAUGGAGGAACUCCUCAGGAGGAGAGAGGUCUCACCUUUCUGUUGAAGCAAGAAGAUCGGGAGAUACAGGACUCCUACUUGCAGCUCUUCAACAAACUAGAUGUAGCAGUUAAAGAAAUGAAACAAUACGUCUUUCAGAUAAAUAAGCUUUUGUCCACCAUUACUGAACCCACGGCAGCAGGAUUAUGCGAGCUUCCCUCCAUGGAGGAGAUGCCCGCCACAUCCUUGGUCUCGGAAGAGAGCGAUAUUGACAAAGUAGAGCAUGGGAUGAAGAAGGUUUGUUUCAAAGUGUCUGAGGAGGACCAGGAAGAUUCAGGACAUGAUACAAUGAGUUACAGAGACUCAUACAGUGAGUGCAACAGUAACCGGGACUCUGUGCUUUCCUACACCAGCGUACGGAGUAACAGCUCUUAUUUGGGCAGUGAUGAGAUGGGAUCAGGUGAUGAACUCCCCAAUGACAUGAGGAUACCUUCAGACAAACAAGACAAACUGCACGGCUGCCUCGAGCAUCUAUUUAACCAGGUGGAUGCUAUCAAUGCCCUUCUCAAAGGACCAGUAAUAAGCAAGGCUUUUGAAGAAACAAAACAUUUUCCAAUGGACCACAGUUUACAAGAAUUUAAGCAGAAAGAAGAAACCACAAUUCGGAGCAGGAACAAGAUUCAAGUCAGCAUCCAAGAAGAUCCCUGGAACCUUCCGCUCCGAAUCAAGAACCUUGUGGAGACCAUACAGAAAUACGUGGAAGAUGGAAAGAACCAGCUGCUUUUGGCGUUGCUGAAAUGCACAGACACUGAGCUGCAGCUGAGACGAGACGCGAUUUUCUGCCAGGCUCUGGUGGCUGCCAUUUGCACGUUCUCCGAGCAAUUACUGGGUGCUCUCAACUACAGAUACAAUAACAACGGGGAGUAUGAAGAGAGCAGCAGGGAAGCCAGCAAGAAGUGGUUGGAGCAGAUAGCGGCCACGGGGGUGUUGCUCAACUACCAGUCUUUGCUCUCCCCCUCUGUGAAAGAGGAACGAACCAUGCUGGAAGAUAUUCAAGCCACUUUGUCAGAGCUGGACAAAGUUGCUUUUUAUUUCAGGCAACUGGAUGAGUGUUUUGUUGCAAAUACCCAUGUCUUCUACCAUGUUGAAGGCAACAGGCAGGUUUUGAAGGUCUUCUUUUACUUAGACAGUUACUACUUCUCCAAACUGCCUUCCCGGUUUCAGAACGGGGGGAGUCUGAAGCUGCAUGCUGUGCUCUUCACAAAAGCCCUUGAAAAUCUGGAAGGCCAGUCCCAGCCAAAUGGUUCCUCUCUGGAAGAGCUCCAGCAGCAAAUUAAUUCCACCUCUCUUGAGAAGGUGCAGCAGUAUUAUCGCAAACUCAGGACUUUUUACCUUGAGAGAUCCAACUUGCCUACAGAUUCCAAUACCACAGCUGUGAAGAUUGAUCAGCUUAUCCGUCCCAUCAAUGCAAUGGAUGAGCUUUGCAGACUAAUGAAAUCUUUUGUCAGCACAAAAAGCAGCCAGUCGGGAUAUUCCAGUAGUUACGUAGCAGGGGCUGGACUGCUGCCUAUAUCCUCUGAACUCUGUUAUCGCCUCGGAGCCUGCCAGAUUGUAAUGUGCGGCACUGGAAUGCAAAGGAGUACGCUGAGCGUGUCCUUGGAACAAGCAGCUAUAUUGGCUCGAAGUCACGGACUCCUGCCUAAGUGUAUCAUGCAGGCAACAGACAUCAUGAGAAAACAAGGACCAAGAGUUGAAAUCUCUGCAAAAAAUCUGAAAGUGAUGGAUCAGAUGCCACAGUCUGCACCCCGAAUCUACAAGUUGUGUCAGCCCCCUGCAGAUGGAGAUUUAUAGAAGUGAAGGAAACUCCCAUAUCCCGGAAUCACAGAAGUGUUCAGCAGAGAGUGAUGCUUCCUGAGCACUGAUCCUACCUUUUGCCCAUGGUGCUGAGUCCAGAAGAGAGAGGAGGGUUGUGGGUUCUGUGCUUCUAGGCAGUCUGGUGCACUAAAACUGCCUUUCCAUGCAUCUCCUGCUUUUUUAUAUAGGCAGGCCUGGUUACUCUGUUUUGCGGUUGGUUGCUGCAGGAGUUCUGAAACCGAGGAAUGACUUCUGCCCAGUACCAGGAAGGAUAUCACAGGAGGACAAAACCCUGCGAUAAGGAAUUGAUUGUGGUGCUGACUGGACAUUGUGGACUUAGCAAAUCUAAGUGAAGCACAUCAUCUACCUGUCAUGCUGUUUUGGACUGUCAUCCUGUUUCCUGCACAGUGUUGGCUAGUGGCCUUGAACAAGAGCCUCACAAACACUCUUUUUAAAAAAGAAAACCCACCAACUUGCACUUUGAAAUUGUGAAUAGCACACACCUCUGGUUUGUUCAAAGGAUUUCUCCUGGAGCCAUUUUCCACUUCAGCCCAGUAUGAACCAGAUUCUACUCCGCAGAGUGCACAUUCCAUAGGACUUUCUACGAGAAUUUCCUUUUAACUUUUACUGUAAAGUUCAAGGUUUGCAAUUAACACUUUUUACUAAUGGUCCAUUAUGUAUUCUGGAAAUACAACAAUAUAUUUUACAGGGCAGAUUUAGCAAUGAAUGAUUCUUUCUGAAAUGGAAAGAUAUGAUGAAAGGGGAAGCAACCACAGCCCUGUUUUCCAAUAAUUUGAACAGCUGAGCAUUUUUGAAGCAAGGACAAAACUAUACUUAUUUAUGUGGAAUGGAGUAUCUGUUUUGGAACUUUUUCCUUAUAUACAAGGUUUAAAUUUAUGAAGUAUUUGUUUCAAAUGGGGCCAAUAAUGCUGGCAGAUACGUAGUAGAUCUCAGUUCACUGAAAAUAUUGUUACGUUAUUUAAAACCUUGCAGUAUUUAAGUAGUCUUUAAUACAUUUUUUAAAGAAAAGAAAAGAAAAUAGAUUACAGUGGGUUGUAAGUUAAAAUGAAAUCAUGGUUAUGUAUAUAAUGUACUUUAUUUUUCCCUGUUUUAGAAAUGUUUUCUGUUUGAUCAGUAUUAUCAUUAGCAGAGUAAUUUGUUUCCAAAUUACUUGCUACAAUGUAAUGAAAAAUAUCAGCAAUCUCAGGCCAGAAGUAACAUUAUUUUGGAGUGAGUGCCUUAAAUGAAUCAUCCAUGUUGACCCAGAUACAAAAAAAUUAAGGGGCAUAAAGACAAAACUAACAUUCUUCUAUAUCAUAAUAAACUAAAAAGCCAUAGUCUCCUCUGAAAUGCUUUUCGUUGGGCAUGCAUAGAAGUUCCUUAGAGUGGCUUCUGUAUCUAGCACACAGAAGAGGGAUAUUUUGAUUUUGGCUUAAAAUAGGGCAUUUAAUAAACUCCAAUGUUUCCUAACAGUCCAAUCCUUCAUUUAUUGUGUUACAUUGAAAACCGUUAUGUUCCUUCUCUGCUUGAGGAAGGCAUUUAAAGCAACAGCAGCAGCCUUGACUUUUAAAUGAUGGAGAAUGGUUACUGGAAAAAAAUGAACAUUCAACAAUAAAUGAGCCUGAGACCCUGGCUUAUUCCGGCAAUCUCGUUGAUUCCAAAUAGUACAGUACAUUAAAAGUAAAAUAAAAAGGACUGGAGUGGAGUCAGCAACCACCAGGUGGCAGCCUUAGGCUUGCCAGUGGAAAUUUCUGCACAAUUCUCCUAGCAAGGCUGAAUUAACAAAUAUAUUUAGCAAACUACCCUGUGAGGCCCAGCUAAAACUAGUAGAAUGAUAUGCUGCAUUCCUCCCAGCAAAUGUACCCACCCUGCUUGUCACAUCUUGGAUGCUAUUAUUAAAAAUGGUGGUUUAAAAUAGCUUCAGCAGCAGGAGAACAAAUGUAAUAAGAGAUUUCACAGGGAGCGUGUAUUUGGGCGCAAAGUGGAGAUGGAGGCUGUCUAUGAAUGCUGGGAUGGGAAAAAGCAUCUUGACUUGCACCCAUCUUCGAUAUUGCUUGGCAACCAUGAAUUGACCUCAGCUCUUUCCAUUUCAUUUAGACCUUUGUGAAGACUUGAGUCAUAUUUUUAAUUUCAGGAUCUUAUUUUCAAUCCGUGGUGAUGGUUUGUCACCGUCAAGCAUAGUUUGUCAUGUUUCUCAGCGACUAGACCCAUUUCUGUUGCUCUUUGUUACGAUUAAAAGCAAAUACUCCAAGAUGGGGUCCUAGGUGCAGCACUGCUGUUGCAUCUCCCAAGAAAACAAGCUCUGCCUCUCCUUAACCCUGUGCAAUCAUUAUUUGAUUCAAUGUCAGUUCAAGGCAUAGGAGCCAACUCCUAGGGGCUGUGCGGGCUUUGGCCCCCACAAUAAAAUACUUGUGGGGGCUGGGCCCCCAGAAAGUAGAUGGGCAUUCCCAUUCAGUUGGAGUUUGUGCACUGCAUCAUGUGAUCGAUUGUGUGGGGCAGGGCUUACCUGGGCUUCCGCAAUAUUUUAUUGUCACCACUGGUUCAAGGUGUGUUUUUCUUUGUGUGUGUGGGGGGGGGGUCCUCUUGGUCAAAACGUCCAUGGGACCCCAUCCUCACCGCCAAUGUUGCUGCCUGUCUAUUUGUUAAUAAGCACCACAUCUUGGACAGUGAGGACAAGGUAUGUAAAUGGCCACACUCAUCCUUGUUCCUUUCCGUGCUUGUUUACUCAGGGUGCAGGUGAACUGGCAGCAAGAGUGAAGCACGGAGGAAGCACAGAGGAAGCUUGGCAAUGUCUGCACUAACUAGUGGUGACUCUCCAGAAUUUCAGUCAGGGGGUCUCUUCCAGCCCUACCUGGAAAUGACACGGAUGAAGCCUGUUCUUCCAAUGAGGAGGAGGAGCAGAAAGGGUCAGGAAGUUCCAGGGAUUGGCAUUGAGUCCCUUACUGGUCUUGACAGAGUCCAAACUAUGCCACCUCCUGACACCAACCUUGCUUUGGCUCCUUAAGAAGUAUAGAAAUAAUGGAAGACUUCACACACAGCCAAUCUCACAAUAAGCUGCAUGGGAAAUGGGUGAAACCUGUUUUCUUUACAUUUCAAGCCAGAUGUUCCUCUGCUAUCAAAAAGCAGUGCCCAUAUAAUAAUCCACUUUAUAUAAUAAUCCACAUUUUCACUCCCUUAUUCUUCUACGAGCAUGAUGAGAGAACAAAAAACUAGUCCUGCCAAAACCUCUGUGUGGAAAAGAAUGACAUGGUGGAGGCAAAAAAAAUUCACAUAAAAAAAGAAUUGACAACCCAACAGAAAAGUUAUCAGUGAUUGAAUGCAGAUUGGGUGCAUUAAAAAUCAGCUCUGCUUCAGCAGCUCAAUGGGCCUUCAACAUCUCGCUGUGUUAGAUCUGGCAUUUGGUUCAGAAGCUGUAUAUCUGAGAUUUAAGAUUUAUUUUCAAAAGCCCUUCUCACCAGAUCUGCAAGUAUCUCUAUCACUCACUGCAGGAGAGCUACAUUGAAAAUGUACAGCCAUUUGCCUAGAUCAGGGGGCUGUGUGCAAUUAUAUACACACCUUGCACAUUAUUCUUGCACAUUAUGUCAUCCCCAUUCAGCUCAAUGGAGAGACCUGCAGUGGCACAUGGCUACUUAAAAGUGAGUCCCAUUGAGCUUAGUGGUAUGUAAGUAUGAAGCUGUAAGCAUGAAAGUAAGUUUCAACUCCCAAUUUAAGCGAAACUUGCCCAUCUAUUAAAUGCUAAUGGCAUCACUGAGCCAAGACGAAUUAAACAUCUGAUUUAAAGAAGCAAACACAAUUUCCGCUCUCAGAAAUGUAGUUUUACACCAGGCAUUUAAUUCUAUGCUUGGUUUUGGAUAUUUCCAUCAUUGUUUUAAUGAGCGGAGCCGAGAAGAACAUUUUUUAACCAUUAAACAACAGUCUGCAUCCUCUUGCCAGGUUGUUUGUUUGUUUGUUUGUUGCCUGCCCUUUACCCUCAGGUCUCAGGAAGGGUUACAUCAAAACACAAUAUUAAAAAGUUUAAAACUACUUACAAUCACAAAAAUAAGGUGGGUCCUAAAAAAUAUGCCCCUCAAGUGUCAAAAGACACUAUAGUUCACUCAGGAAAGUUGCUUCCCACCUGCGCAAAGGUAUUUGAAAUGAAUAAAUAUGUGCAGAUUCCUCUAAAUGUUUGAUUUUCGAAAAAUAAGUGUAUAAGUCAAUGCUUGGGUGAUUUCUGGAUGCCACUUAAAAUGAAGCUUGCUUCAGAAGCACUCUGAGGCCUUUGAGCAGAGGGAAUCAGAAUCAUUUCAUUAGUUUCAAAUUACUUACAUGACAUCUCCAGCAAUCGCUUUUUUGAUAAUUAAAAAAACCAACAGUUUGAUGUGGCUAUAUAUCACUUACCAGAUGUAGAUAUCAAAACAGUAUGUACAGGGUACGUUAAUUUAGUUCAGCUGCGAGAAGCUCUCCCAGCCUGAUUCCAGAAACUCCUGUCGGGAAACAAACACAGUUUGUGGCAGAGGGUGGCUUCUGUCUGUGUGGGAACCUCUGAGCUGUCACAAGCCAUUUGCUUGUGAAGGGUUGGCACCCUCACAACAUGUUCCUGCCAUCACCAAACCAGAUGUGCGGGGCAUUGUAGCUUUAAAGAGCUGUUGCUUGGCCCAAAAACAUGGUGUUGCAGAAGCAGAAUGAGGGCUGUGGGCUGGGUAAUGCACUCUGUUUUCCAUUAGUUAUCCUCACACCCUGUUUUCCAUUACUUAACUGCAACUUUUUAAAGGGCGUGCGAAGAGAAAGAAAGAUGUCCUCGUCGUCCUAAUGGGGAUGUUGUCCCCAAAUCCAUGAAGGCUAAGACUGUCAGUGUCUACUAUAAUGAUGAUGAUGAUGAUGAUAACAAUAAUUUAUUAUUUAUAUCCCACCCAUCUUGCUGGGUUUGCCCCAGCCACUUUGGGCGGCUCCCUGUCAGGAGUAUGGGCAGGAGUCAGGCUCUGGGGCCUGUAGUGCUUUGCAGGACUGGAGCCUGCCUCAGCUUGUGUUGGAG
Molecule: messenger RNA, 10268 nt
Organism: Zootoca vivipara (common lizard)
Lineage: Eukaryota; Metazoa; Chordata; Lepidosauria; Squamata; Lacertidae
Gene: PREX1
Product: phosphatidylinositol-3,4,5-trisphosphate dependent Rac exchange factor 1
Biological process (GO): intracellular signal transduction; regulation of signaling; G protein-coupled receptor signaling pathway
Cellular component (GO): plasma membrane
Molecular function (GO): GTPase activator activity; guanyl-nucleotide exchange factor activity; protein binding
Source: RefSeq, a predicted model, not a curated record